UGUCGCUCGCUAGUUGCCGCACUUAUAGAAUUUAUUUAUUUAUUUUUACCAAGACCCUGAAUUUUGGCUCUCAGAGAGAGAGAGAGAGAGAGAGAGUGUGUGUGUGUGUGUUUGUACACAUACUACCCAGCCCAUCCAUGUGCGUCCAUCAAUGAAUACAGAUCCAAUACCCGCUUCUAUGGGUCCUUUUUACAAUCACUAGCUGGCUAAGUGUGAUAAGGAGAGAGCAGCAUAUUUUCUUCUCAUACAAAACUUGAAUAAAGAAAAGCGUUGUGGUCGUGAGAAGGGGGGGAGAGAGAGAGUAAUUUUGAGCAGUGCAACGAGACGGCCUCUUCUCCUCUCCACACAACCAAGAUUUUAGAGAGAGAAUCUAGAGAGAGAAAGAGAGCUGGGGUUUGCUGCGAUCAAAACAUGACGGCCGGUGGGUCAUCGGGAAGGUUGCCGACGUGGAAGGAGAGAGAGAACAACAAGAGGAGGGAGAGGAGGAGAAGAGCUAUUGCUGCUAAGAUUUAUACUGGUCUUAGAGCUCAGGGGAACUAUAAGCUUCCCAAGCACUGCGACAACAAUGAGGUCUUGAAAGCUCUUUGCGCUGAGGCUGGUUGGAUCGUCGAAGAAGAUGGUACCACCUAUCGAAAGGGAUGUAAACCACCUCCAACUGAGAUUGCGGGCACUUUAACAAAUAUCAGCGCUUGCUCCUCUGUUCAGCCAAGCCCACAGUCCUCAUCCUUUCCAAGUCCCGUUCCAUCUUACCAUGCCAGUCCAUCAUCAUCUUCCUUCCCAAGUCCAACUCGUUUUGAUGGAAAUCCCUCGUCUUAUCUUCUCCCAUUUCUCCGUAACAUAGCUUCCAUCCCCACAAAUCUUCCUCCGCUUAGAAUCUCCAACAGUGCCCCAGUUACCCCACCUAUUUCUUCUCCAACUUCCAGAGGUUCAAAGCCAAAGCCUGAUUGGGAGUCCCUUUCCAAUGGCUCUCUAAAUUCUUUGCACCAUCCUUUCUUUGCGACGUCUGCCCCUGCAAGUCCUACUCGUCCCCACCAUCUUACGCCUGCAACGAUACCGGAAUGUGAUGAAUCUGAUGCUUCAACUGUGGACUCUUGUCGCUGGGUCAGUUUCCAGACAGGUGCAGCCUCAGCAGCCCCUCCUUCUCCAACAUUUAAUCUUAUGAAACCAGCUGUUGCUCGGCCAAAUUCUCUCCAUGGCACGGUUAAUGGCCAUGGAGGGAUAGGCUGGGGUGGCACUGCAGAAAGGGGGCGAGGCGCGGAGUUUGAAUUUGAGAGCGGAAAAGUGAAAGCAUGGGAGGGUGAAAAAAUUCAUGAUAUAGGAGUUGAUGAUUUGGAGCUUACACUUGGUAGUGCUAAGAAUCGUGGUUAAAGCACCCCACAUGAAGUUUUAGCUUCGGAAUCUAUGCAAACAUGAGGCUUUGCUUCAUGUCUACCUGGAUUUGGCUGUGCAUUCUUAAUACUACUUUUGGUAGCCAUGUGGGAGUGGUAUAGCUUGGGGGGUCUACUGUGGCUGCUGCAAGUAUCGGAGACUUCAAAAAAUUAUAAUCGUGCAUCUUUUCCUUCUCUAAUAUGUAUAGUUUACUUUCUUUUUCUAGUCAUUACAGUAAUACUGAAUUCGUUAAGCAAAGAGCGAAUUUUCAGACAAGCUUCAUAUGGAAAGCAGUAAGUCUCUCAAAUCCUUCUUGUGGGUGGGCAAAACUCAGGCUUGUGAAUUGGAAGGUUAUUUUCUUUCUUUCCCUUGAUUAUCUUUGGACCUUCAAUUCUACAUUGAUCAUAGUAUCCUUAUAAAAAAUUAGCAGGUGGGAUAAUCUCAUACGCCUCAAGAGAUUAUUUCUUUUCUGGUUUUGGACCAAGCAGUUUAAUGUAUCUUUAAACACUAGCAAAUUAUUUAAAGGUAGUUUUUGUUAGAUUUCGUUCAGGGGAAAGAACUUUUUUUAUAUUUGUUUUUAUAGCGAUCUAUGUCACAAAUCUGGGAGCAAUGGAUAACAUUUAUUAUUUCUUUCA
Molecule: messenger RNA, 2003 nt
Organism: Ziziphus jujuba (common jujube)
Lineage: Eukaryota; Viridiplantae; Streptophyta; Magnoliopsida; Rosales; Rhamnaceae
Product: BES1/BZR1 homolog protein 2
Exons: 3
Coding region: 412-1368 (318 amino acids)
Biological process (GO): DNA-templated transcription; brassinosteroid mediated signaling pathway
Molecular function (GO): DNA-binding transcription factor activity
Source: RefSeq, a predicted model, not a curated record